This is a messenger RNA of Linderina pennispora, 888 nucleotides long. RefSeq lists its product as uncharacterized. The transcript has a single exon. Bases 101 to 718 code for a protein of 205 amino acids. NCBI's taxonomy places the organism in Eukaryota, Fungi, Kickxellomycota, Kickxellomycetes, Kickxellales, Kickxellaceae. The record is from RefSeq and is a predicted model, not a curated record.
UGGGGCAGGCAGAAUAAGCUGGUGUCUGGCAGACUGAGCGGCGAAAUAGCAAAAAUCAACCUUAUCUUUUGAAUAAUACUGAACAAGCAAUAACACCAUUAUGUCGUCUUUUGUCGAGCGCGUGCGCAGCGACCCAAAGAAUAUCUGCGUUCCAGUUCUUGCCAUUGCAGCAGUGGCCGCGGUCGGCGGAGCAGUGGUGCUGACGUCGCGGUAUUUGCAGGCCGACCAUGUGCGGACGGUACACAAGCGUGCGGCGCAGAAAAAGUAUAGGGCGCUGCUCAGCGACCUAGCCGAGUGCAAAGGCAUUCUCAGCUACAUUGAUUCGCAGGAAAUUCCCAAGGCGCAGCAGCUGGCAACCGAGGCCGAGCAGAUCAUGAGCCAGAUCGCGCAGGGAGGCGCAAACGAGGCCGAGCAGGCAGCGCUGCAAACCCGGCUGCAAGCCAUCAGAAUGGAUAUCAUGGGUGUGGGCGAGCAGCUGCUACGGCUGAUGGAAAAAGUCGAUGGGGUUGCGCCAGCGUUGGUGCUGGAGGCAGCGGGGCUGGAGCCAUGGGCCGAACACGAAAAGGAGCUAAGGGACAAGGCGCUGAGCGAUGGACUGGGUGCGGUGUUUGAUCUGGCAAGCGACCUGCGAGCUAUCCGGAAGGGGCUCAUCCACAAGGCAGAACGCCGCGCCCGCAAAGUCGAUUCGCUCAAGAAAAUCACAGCUGUCGCCGUGUAAGCGAAUGCGCAGCGGGCUGCAUGUCGCCCUGGCAGCCCUGGCAGCCCUGGCGGAUUAGGGCAUCUUCCCAGCAGGGGGAGCAUGCCUGAAGCAUGCGCAGCUCUGCACCUGUAGCGUGCCACGGCCGAACAGGGGGUGGGUAUAAAAGAGAAGGAGGGCGGGGAGAGGUA